AUGACAUCAUAAGACUGUGCCUCCUCCUGCUCUUUUGUGAUUCGGCUGAAGAAAGAUAAUCAUCCACAUGACACACUAUUAUAAAGAUGUCGUUUAUUAAAGAGGAGAGAGAAGACAUUAGGAUUGCAGAAGUGUUCAGCAUCAAACAUGAAGAUACUGAGGAACAAACAGACCUGAAGGUGCUGAAAGAGGAGGGUCAAGAACUGAAUCAAAAUGAAGAGAAGUACCUGCUUGAGGAAAAUCCAGACUUCAAAACGGAAGAAAAAUAUCUUAGCUGCUCACAGACUGAAGAGGUUUCCACAAGAAUAAGAGCUCAGAAGACAGGAACUAGAGAUUUGACUGAAGAAAAUGAGGACAAUGAAGAAUUGAGAGAAGUUGAAGAGAAAAAUCACUUCAAAACUGGAGAAAACGCUUUGAGUUGCUGUCAAAGAAAACAAAUAUUAUUAAAGAAAACAAGAGCCAAUAAAUCUUUUACCUGCACUCAGUGUGGAAAGAGCUGCAAAUAUAAACAUAUUCUUGAUGUUCACAUGAGAGUUCAUACUGGAGAAAAACCGUUCACUUGUGAUCAGUGCUGGAAAAGUUUCACACAAUCAGCAAGUCUUAAGUUACACAUGAACAUCCACACUAGAGAGAAGCUGUACACAUGUGAUCAAUGCAGGAAAACAUUUUUGAGAGCUUCAGUCCUGAAACAGCACCUGAAAGUUCAUACAAAGGAGAAACCACAUUCAUGUCAUUUGUGUGGUAAGAGAUUUUCACAUCUACAACAUUUAAAAAAACAUCAGAAAAUACAUUCUGGUGUGAGAGAUUAUGUGUGCUUUGAGUGUGAAAAGACUUUUACUUCAGCGACCAGUUUAAAACUUCACCAGAGGAACCACACUGGAGAGAAACCUUACAAGUGUUCACACUGUGACAAGACAUUCAGUCAGUCAGCAACUUUAAAAAUACAUGAAAGGAUCCACACUGGAGAGAAACCGUAUACAUGUGAUCAGUGUGAGAAGUGUUUCAGAAUAAAAGGAAAUCUUUUGGUGCAUAUGAGAGUUCAUACUGGAGAGAAGCUGUUCACUUGUGGUCAGUGUGGAAAGAGUUUUGGACGAUCAGCAAACCUUAAGAGGCACUUGAGCAUCCACACUAGAGAGAAACUGUACACAUGGGAUCAAUACGAUAAUUUUUUUUUGAGAGCUUCAGUCCUGAAAAAACACCUGAGAGUUCAUUCAAAAGAGAAGCCACAUUCAUGUAAUUUGUGUGGAAAAAGGUUUUCAAGUCUAAAAAGUUUUAAAGAACAUCAGAAAACACAUACUGGUCUGAGAGAUUAUGUGUGCUUCGAGUGUGAGAAGACUUUUACUUCAGCGAACUGUUUGAAACAGCACCAAAGGAUUCACACUGGAGAGAAACCUUACAAGUGUUCACACUGUGACAAGAGAUUCAGUCAGUCAUCACAUCUGAAAACACAUGAGAGGAUUCACACUGGAGAGAAACCGUAUCAUUGCACUGCAUGUGGGAAGUGUUUCAAUCAAUCUUCUGCCCUAAACAGACAUACAAAAAACAAUCACAAAAUUCAGCUGGAAAAUUCCCAUCAGUUUACAAGUGAAGACGAGCAUCAAAGCUUCGGGAAGAAAUCUGUAAAGUCUGAGUUUAUUAAAAAGGACCGAGAGGAGAUGGGAGAUCCAGAACCCUGCAGAAUCAAACACACUGAAGAUACUGAAGAACUAACAGUGUUGAUUGAAGAACAUGAGGACAAUGAAGAAUUGAUUGAAGUUGAGGAGAAAAAUCACUUCAAAACUGGAGAAAACCCUUCGAGUUGCUGUCAAAGCAAACAGAUAAUAUUACGGAAAACAAGAGCCAAGAAAUCUUUCACCUGCACUCAGUGUGGAAAGAGCUGCAAAUAUAAACAUAUUCUUGAUGUUCACAUGAGAGUUCAUUCUGGAGAGAAACCAUUCACUUGUGAUCAGUGCUGGAAAAGUUUCACACAAUCAGCAAGUCUUAAGUUACACAUGAACAUCCACACUAGAGAGAAGCUGUACACAUGUGAUCAAUGCGGGAAAACAUUUUUGAGAGCUUCAGUCCUAAAACAGCACCUGAAAGUUCAUACAAAGGAGAAACAACAUUCAUGUCAUUUGUGUGGAAAGAGAUUUUCACAUCUACAACAUUUAAAAAAACAUCAGAAAAUACAUUCUGGUGUGAGAGACUAUGUGUGCUCUGAGUGUGAAAAGACUUUUACUUCAGCGACCAGUUUAAAACUUCACCAGAGGAACCACACUGGAGAGAAACCUUACAAGUGUUCACACUGUGACAAGAGAUUCAGUGUGUCAGCAACUCUAAAAAUACAUGAAAGGAUCCACACUGGAGAGAAACCGUAUACAUGUGAUCAGUGUGAGAAGAGUUUCAGAAUAAAAGGAAAUCUUUUGGUGCAUAUGAGAGUUCAUACUGGAGAGAAGCUGUUCACUUGUGGUCAGUGUGGAAAGAGUUUUGGACGAUCAGCAAACCUUAAGAGGCACAUGAACAUCCACACUAGAGAGAAACUGUACACAUGUGAUCAAUGCGGGAAAACAUUUUUGAGUAGUUCAGUCCUGAAAACACACCUGAGAGUUCAUACAAAGGAGAAACCACAUUCAUGUAAUUUGUGUGGAAAGAGUUUUUCACGUCUGCAAAGUUUGAAAAUACAUCAGAAAACACAUACUGGUGUGAGAGAUUACAUGUGCUUUGAGUGUGAGAAGACUUUUACUUCAGCGACCUGUUUAAAACAUCACCAGAGGAUUCACACUGGAGAGAAACCUUACAAGUGUUCACACUGUGACAAGAGAUUCAGUCAGUCAUCACAUCUGAAAACACAUGAGAGGAUUCACACUGGAGAGAAACCGUAUCAAUGCACUACAUGUGGGAAGCGUUUCAGUCAAUCUUCUGCCCUAAACAGACAUACAAAAAACAAUCACAUUAAGUAGAUCAUCUUCAGAUCUUUCAGGUCUGUUUCGCAUCAUUACAAAAAGAUGACACAAUAAUGCAUCAAGCUAUGAAAUAUCAUCUGCAUACAUCUGUCAUUACAAGUGACAUGAUGAAGAAACAUUAUCUAAAGUUUUCACAGUGAAUAAAGUUCAUCUUCAAAACCAGCAGAUUCAGCUGGGAUUCAGGUCAGCUCAAAGAUAGAAUUCCUUGUUUUUAAUUUUGCUUCAUGAUAUAAAUUAUAUCAUUGUGCUUCCUUAUGAGUUUCAUGUUGUUUACACAUGCAUAUAAGUUACUUGCCGUUUGCUUACUCUUUCAUAAAGAAAAGCAGAGGUUUUUACAAACUGUUCUUGUUCAGGCAGCUUAAAGAAGAUACACUUUUAAGAAAGACUUAGGUUUAUUAAAAAUUUUGUUCUUCACUGUUUCUUCUAAAAUUACUUAGAAUGUUUCUAAAAAAAAUUUUCACUUAUGAUGUACAGUAGGUGGCCAACCAAAAUGAUGGUUUUAUGUCUCCAAAAUGUUUUUUGUCACGUCUGUAAUGCAUGUGUAUUUCCCAAAUCUAAAAAAGCCUAUAAAACAUGUUCAUAGAUGCAUAUUUUACUGAUGUCUGGACUCUGUUUGGGAUUUAGAAAAGCAUAAACAGAUGGUUCCGUA
Messenger RNA from Carassius carassius (crucian carp), 3591 nucleotides. Its product is annotated as zinc finger protein 271-like. Lineage: Eukaryota; Metazoa; Chordata; Actinopteri; Cypriniformes; Cyprinidae. The transcript is spliced from 6 exons. The coding region runs from base 87 to 2939 and encodes 950 amino acids. The record is from RefSeq and is a predicted model, not a curated record.